AUGAAAUUGAAUAUAAAUUUAUUCAUUAUGCGAUUAAAGGUAGCCAUUUUUGAAGAUGUGACUAUGGAAACUGAAGAAAACUCUGAUCUCCUUUCAGAAAAUGACUAUAGCAAGCAAAUCGAGAUUUUGAAGCUUGUCAAUCAUUUUGUGGUAUUGUCCUUUGUUAUCAAUAUCUUUGAUGAACGGGUUUGCACUUGUAAAAUUACUUUACUUACGAUUCUUAUCAUGAUUGCUUUUGUCUUGAUAUAUAUGUUAUGUAAAUUCUUUUUGCGAAUCGUGGGUUAA
Schizosaccharomyces osmophilus is the source of this 285-nucleotide messenger RNA. RefSeq lists its product as uncharacterized. NCBI's taxonomy places the organism in Eukaryota, Fungi, Ascomycota, Schizosaccharomycetes, Schizosaccharomycetales, Schizosaccharomycetaceae. The coding region runs from base 1 to 285 and encodes 94 amino acids. The transcript has 2 exons. The record is from RefSeq and is a predicted model, not a curated record.